AUGGCUGGAGGUGCCACUGGUGCAGCACACAGCAACUACCCACACACAUUUUCAGCUGAGCUUAUCCGUCAUUGCGAGGAUGGAUGCAUUCCACCCGAGGUGUUCGCUGACGCACGUACGUUGCUCGACGAUGAACACCGUCGCCGCUAUGUCCGUAUCAAUCCGAGAUCCGAGGAACGGGUACUGGACGCUGGGGCGGAAGCCAUUCUGCGGCUGGACGCACACUCGACGGCAGCACGGAUGGGCACAAGCACGUUGCUGUCUCCUGAAGAACAGAGGAUGGGCGCCACGCUGCACGCCUCGAUGCGUGCAGGCCCCACAAAGGCACCCCCGACGGCCACCGAUGAGGCUGUCGCUUCACAGCGUCGAAACCGCAACGCUCGCGACGACGCUCCGCGCGCCGGUGUGUUACGCCUCGGCCUCGCUGCGCUCACUGGCCUGCCCUUGAAGUCCGUCGAGCCGGUGGCGUGGCUGCCCUGCGGUGUGUUUGCCCUCCCGUGGUCGUACGCCAUGGGCGGCAACCCUCUUUUUCUGGACGGGACGCUGCUUGCGAUGGAUGCGGCGUCGAUAGCGGCGGUGGUGGCUCUGCAUCCGCGCAAGGGGGAUCGUGUUCUGGACCUUUGCUGUGCUCCUGGCAUGAAACUGGGGCUUCUGGCGGAUGCAGUGACGAGGGGGCACGCCGGUGCCGCCGGCGUGCCCCUCUCCGUGGCGUCGCCGUCCCUAGACGACGGCCUCGUUGUUGGCGUGGAUGUGAAUCUCUCUCGCCUAUAUAUGACUCGAUCCACACUCAAAAAACAGCAGCAGCAGCAGCAGCAGCAGCUGGGCGGCACCGCUGACACGCAGUCAUCGCUUCCUGUGUGCUUGUUUGCCGGUGAUGGGUGCCACUUCUCCAUGGAAAGCGCGGCGGCAGCGCUCGAUCUGACCGGAUCGGCUGUGGAUGCUGGCACAGGACUGACGAAGGUAGAGAGGCGGCGGCUUCAGCGUCAGCACAACGCGACCACGACAACCGUAGGAUCGAAGCGAGGCCGUCUCGCUUCGGGGGCAGCUGCGUGUGUAGUCUCUCACGAGACGGAUUCGAGUCCGCCGCCAACCGUAGUCUAUGCCCCCGCCCACAUGCGCGCCAUUGUGGCUGCAUGGCUGCACGAAAAAGCCUGCGACUCGCAAGCGGCUGACGCAUUGACUACGUCACCGUCGCAACCGCAGCCGCAGCCGCUGCUUUUUGACCGCGUUCUUGUGGAUGCAGAAUGCUCGCACGACGGCUCUGUCGCCCACAUGCAACUCGGUGCGCCGCAUGCGAAUACCGCUGAUACAGUGCACAACUCCGCGCCUGGUGCGUGCUCGGCGUCCUCGGCCGUAUCGACCAUUCGGAAAGGCAGAGGCGUUGGUAACGAGUAUCGCAUGCAUCACAUGAACCUUGGCAUCGCGGAGGGUGAAGUGAGGUCGCAGACAGAGAAGGCGCCAUCAGCAUCUUCGCAGCCCCUUGCAAGCUCUCAUGCUGGGGGCGGCGAGCACAGCAAGCAAGACGCCCUCUCCCCUUCGGCCGCCUCUAUCUUUGCUCUCCAGUCGAAGCUGCUAGACAAUGGCUAUCGUCAGCUUCGGCCAGGUGGGACACUUGUGUAUGCGACCUGCUCCUACUCGUACGUGCAAAACGAGUAUGUUGUGCACCGAUUCCUGGAGCGCGCCAACGCGGUCAAUGAGAAGGUGGAUCAGGGCGACGUGCGCGGUCGUCCCACGGCCAAUGAAGUCCCGAGACGGCCUACAGCCGUUUUGGUGCCAGCCUUCUCGUACGCGCACGAGGCCGGCGGGAAGAGUGUGCCUGGGGUUGCCAGCGACGACGCCGUCGCUGCUUGCGUGCAGAUGGACAGCGAAGAGCAACGGCGUGACGUUCAGCGACUCCUGGAUGCACACGUCUUCGACUAUGGCACAGUGCAGAGAGGGCAGGACAGGUAUGCUUAUGUCGAAGGUGCCAACCACGGCGCCCCCUCUGCGGAUGAGCGCGCCACCUUGGGGAGUCGUUUCUGGCCCCGCCUCUUUCGGUCCAGCUUUCUCUACGUGGCAAAGAUAUGGAAGAGGCCACCAGACGUUACUGUAUCGGUUGAGGGCGGGAGUAGGGGUGUCGUCAGUGAGGAGUAA
Messenger RNA from Leishmania major strain Friedlin, 2133 nucleotides. RefSeq lists its product as hypothetical. Gene Ontology annotation, biological process: RNA methylation. The coding region runs from base 1 to 2133 and encodes 710 amino acids. Lineage: Eukaryota; Euglenozoa; Kinetoplastea; Trypanosomatida; Trypanosomatidae. Gene Ontology annotation, molecular function: methyltransferase activity. The transcript has a single exon. The record is from RefSeq and is a predicted model, not a curated record.